AUGGCACCCACAAUCCAAUACGAGCUUUCGGAACCUCCAUCCGACGCGGUCUCCUCAGUCACAUUUGCGCCCAGCUCUCCAACAAGAUUGUUGGUAUCUUCUUGGGAUAGACAUGUCUAUUUGUAUGAUAUAUCUAGUGGAGAAGAGGGCGGCAAGCUGAUUCAGAAGUAUGAGCACCGAGCGCCAGUACUCGAUGUAUGCUUCGGAGCAGACGACAACGAAGCUUUCAGUGCGGGGAUGGACUGGCAGGUGAAGAGGAUAAAUCUGGAGACAGGCGAGCAGACCGUUCUAAGUAACCAUGGUGCACCAGUCAAGUCAGUUGUUUACAGUAGGGAACACUCAUUACUCGUCUCGGCAUCGUGGGACUCCACGCUGCAUUUCCAUGACCUCAAAAACGAAGGAAAAGAACCAACGACCGUCAAACUCCCCGCGAAACCUCACUCACUCUCAAUCUCCGCCUCCAAAUUAGUCGUAGCUAUGGCAUCCCGCUUAGUCUACAUUUAUGACCUCAAAAGCACCCUGCUCAUCGCAUCAGAAGGCGCCGGCGACAUCGCUGAUCCACAACCAUGGCAGCAGCGCGAGUCUUCUCUGAAGUUCAUGACUAGAGCGGUGGCUUGCAUGCCUAACGAUGAUGGAUAUGCAAGCAGUAGUAUCGAGGGCCGCGUGGCAGUAGAAUGGUUUGAUCCCUCUUCCGAGUCACAAACCCGAAAAUAUGCGUUUAAAUGCCAUCGACAGCCGGAUCCAGAGAGUGAGGGUGCAGAUAUCGUAUACCCGGUCAACGCCUUGGCCUUCCAUCCUGUCCACGGAACGUUUGCAUCGGGCGGUGGAGACGGUGUUGUUGCACUUUGGGAUGCGAAUGCGAAGAGGAGGAUUAGGCAGUAUCAGAAAUAUCCGCAAAGUGUAGCGGCGCUGGCGUUCUCCUGUGAUGGAAACUAUCUGGCUAUUGGUGUCUGCCCAGGGUUUGAAAAUGGACAGGAAGAUUAUACUGGAGAGGGAGUUACGAAGGUCUAUGUCAGAGAACUGGGUGAGACUGAGGCGAAGGGCAAGGGCGCGAAGAAACCAAUUGAACUUAUUGCUGACGAAGCCGGGACGUUGGAGGCUGAUUUCUUGGUUGAAUAUGUGACCGCAGACAUUGACCUAGAUUCUACUAACCCCAAAAUGCCUUUCUCCCCUGUAUUCGAAUUACAAUCUAGCCAUUCUGGCUCCGGAUCAGGCACUAGCUCAGGCCAUGUUAUCGCGUAUUCUUCUAUUGAUCAUAACGCUUGCGCCUCUAGCUAA
Molecule: messenger RNA, 1278 nt
Organism: Venustampulla echinocandica
Lineage: Eukaryota; Fungi; Ascomycota; Leotiomycetes; Helotiales; Pleuroascaceae
Exons: 5
Coding region: 1-1278 (425 amino acids)
Biological process (GO): mitotic spindle assembly checkpoint signaling
Cellular component (GO): kinetochore; mitotic checkpoint complex; bub1-bub3 complex
Molecular function (GO): ubiquitin binding
Source: RefSeq, a predicted model, not a curated record